Molecule: messenger RNA, 805 nt
Organism: Vigna umbellata (rice bean)
Lineage: Eukaryota; Viridiplantae; Streptophyta; Magnoliopsida; Fabales; Fabaceae
Source: RefSeq, a predicted model, not a curated record
UCUUGCCUGUGUAGCACGUUUCAUUUACGGUGUGAUGGUCAUGGUGACGGUGCAGGUUAUGUAGGAGAUGAGAAGGCGACAGCUGAAACAUUGGAUUCAGAGGGAUGGCUGAAGACGGGCGAUCUUUGUUAUUUUGACUCUGAUGGUUUCCUCUACAUUGUAGAUAGGCUGAAGGAAUUGAUCAAAUACAAAGCUUAUCAGGUCCCCCCCGCUGAAUUGGAACAUAUACUUCACACAAAUCCUGAAAUUGCUGAUGCUGCAGUAGUUCCGUACCCUGAUGAAGAAGCAGGACAGAUUCCUAUGGCCUUUGUAGUAAGAAAACCUGGAAGCAACAUCUCUGCAAAUCAGGUCAUGGAGUUUGUGGCAAAGCAGGUUUCUCCGUACAAGAAGAUACGGCGUGUUUCUUUUGUCAAUUCUAUCCCAAAAUCUCCGGCUGGCAAAAUUUUGAGAAGAGAAUUAGUUGAUUAUGCUCUAUCCAGUGGUUCAUCCAAAUUGUGAUCUAGAAAAGAAAAGCAUGUAAAGCAGCACUUAACAUGUGCUACAUUUUUCUCUUUAGGGAUUCUCUUGUUAUGAUGUUAACAUAUUUACUACUUCAAAUACUUGAAGCAUAUAACUUUGCAAUUCUCUAAAAUCUCUACUCUGUGUGUUAUUACAGAUAAUUGUAAAUUGUUCAGAUGGAAUAAAUGCAGGAAAUAAUGUGAAGCACCUGGCGUUGUACACCAUGUAGUUAUUCAACCCUUUUCACUACUGAGAAUUUCAGUGGUUUGUAGACUUGAGAUGUGUUUCAUUUGUAUCCAUUACCCAA